This is a messenger RNA of Zootermopsis nevadensis, 1359 nucleotides long. The record is from RefSeq and is a predicted model, not a curated record. NCBI's taxonomy places the organism in Eukaryota, Metazoa, Arthropoda, Insecta, Blattodea, Termopsidae.
CACUAGAGCUACAGUUUGGCGCGGGCUGUCGCCGGCGUAGAAGUGUGUCGAGAGAUUCAUUUCGAACGAGAUGUUGGUGGUAGACGCGGGUUGUUCCACCCCGGGCAGUGCAUCUCCCUCUCUCUUGGAUUCACCCACUCUUGCGAGGGUGCAACGUGCCCGAUUACGACAAGAGGGUAGCGCAAGUGUUGGUGGGGUCGGCGUAGGGGGUACUUCACCCCUGCACCAUGCAGCCUGCUGUCAGUCGUUGCUGUCUGGCAGUGCUGGGGGUCGAGAGAUGCACGCGAUCAAGAAGGGGCUGUUGUGGCAGCAGCGAGACCGGAUCUUCUCGAGGUGGAAAGAGCGCUACUUCAUCCUCACACGUGACUACCUGCACUGCUUCAAGCGAUCAUCCGGCUCUGGAGCCGAUAAGAUCUCCGAGAUGGGACAGUUCAUCUUCAAGGUUAAGUUAGUAGAAGUGGAAAGGGUCGAAUGGAUCAACAAGAAGAAUUACAGUACUGUAGCCCUUGUGCUAGGGCGGGACGGCAGAGUCCUGUUGAGAGCUGCCGAUGGACUUGAAGAUUGGUUUGAGCUGUUGGAAGAAUGCAUGUUGUCGAGUAAGGAACGUCGCCGUGCACUCCGUAGCUCACAUGACCCCACCUGGCAACAUGGAGACACUCAUAACCUUAGUUCAAUCAACAGUUCUUUAGAAGAGUGGCUUCUUGCGAGGCACAAGAUAGCGGGCCUGCAGCAUUUAUCUGACUCAGUGCCUGACCUGCCACUUCUCAAGCAUCAGAAUCAAGAGCGAGCAGAAUCAAGGAUGCCAGACGACGAGGAAGACGACGUGGACGAGGAACAGUGGCUCCGACGCAGGCCACCGAAUCACGAGCAACGACUCUCCCUCCUGACAGACAUUGACAUCAAUGGUUGUGAUAUGCAUAUGGAAACUCCACCUCCUUCCAUGCCUGCGACCUUCAGGGGCAGACCCACCAGCUACCGCCUCAACAGUGACGUGUUCUUCAUGUCUGCAGGUUCAUGUACACUUUUAUAUGUUCUCAGACUCUAAUUUUUACAGUCAGAGUUUAGUGUAAAACUUUGGCCUUUAGGAAUGAGCCAAGUUAUCAGACGUUUUGCCAUCAUCAGGGUGAGUUUCCAAAAGAGCACCAACCAACUUAUUUUCCUUGAAGAUGGUAACUGUAAUGUUUGCCAAAACAUUGGAUAACUUUCAACACUCAGUGUGGCUGGCGUUUUGCUGUGAAUAUAAUAAAACAUUUUCAUUUCCCUUGGAAAAGACUGACGUUGCAAUGCAAUGCAAUAUUCAGACAGUAGGGGACUAACCCAUAACACGUAAGUUCCUUUCAUGGCUACACCGUAUAGAAA